Molecule: messenger RNA, 1035 nt
Organism: Lycium ferocissimum
Lineage: Eukaryota; Viridiplantae; Streptophyta; Magnoliopsida; Solanales; Solanaceae
Product: receptor-like protein EIX2
Exons: 4
Coding region: 1-1035 (344 amino acids)
Molecular function (GO): protein binding
Source: RefSeq, a predicted model, not a curated record
AUGGAGGCUGUAUUCAUAGGACUUGCUAUUGGAACAAGUUCAGAAGGGGAUACUCGUAGAACUUUGUGCAUUGAGAGCGAGAGACAAACUCUUCUCAAGUUUAAGCAAGGUUCGUCAAUACUUGAGAGUAAUAUUACUCCUUCAUUGCUUGAAUUGCAGCAUCUGAAGUACUUGGACCUUAGUUACAAUCAUUUUGGUAGAAGUCGAAUACCAGAUUUCAUUAGUUCUUUUCCAAGACAGGAAUACCUUAAUCUUGAGUCUACUGACUUCGUAGGUGAUCAUAUCCCUCACAAUCUUGGGAAACUUACUCAUUUGCAGAUUCUUGAUCUUAGCCUGAACUAUGGUUUAGUAGCGAAGAGCCUUGAGUGGCUUCCUCGUCUUGCUUUAUUACGUGACCUUGACCUUAAUAUGUGGUUUUUCAACUUGAGUACAAGAUUUAUUGCCAUAGAUCUCUCUUCUAACCAUUUAAGAGGUCCCAUCCCUGAAGCCUUUGGUUAUAUGAAACAUCUUGAGGUCAUUAAACUUGCUGCAAAUACUUUAGAAGGUGUAUUGCCCAAAGCUUUUGGGAAUUUGAGUCACUUAAAAACCCUUGGUUUGUCAUCGAAUAAAUUCAACCAACCACUUCCUGAAUUACUUCUACAUUUGUCUGGUAAAGCAGAAACAUCACUUGAAGAAUUGAGUUUAUCUGGCAAUCAUCUUAGUGGUUCACUACCUGACAUUACCAGAUUUUCCUCCUUAAAAAGUUUGAACUUGCAAGAGAAUCAACUGAAUGGAUCUUUCCUAGAAAGCUAUGGGCAGACUUCCAAGAUCGAAGUUCUCAAUUUAUCCGGGAAUCAAAUUACAGGAUCUUUGCCAAACUUAACAACAUUCUCAGCAUUGAAAGAGUUGCAUUCCACCUCCCUUCGCUUCAGGGUCUUAGGGGCUGCUCUUCCUCGCUUUCGGGGGGAAUUCAAGUCAAAAUCUAGUAUAAGGAGGAAGCGAAAGGCUCAAAGAUAUUCUACCCAUAAAGGAAGUUCUCCUAUAUGGCAAUACUAG